AUGGCCGAUCUUACUACAUGGGCAGCUCCAAAGCUAUCCCAGCUUCUUCCGCUGGAUCCCGAGUCUCUGUCGCAGGUCAUUGAGUAUGCUGCCAGUCUUUCAAAGGAAGCCUGCGCCGAUCAUCUCAAAAACCUCCUCGGAGACUCCCCCGCCGCUCUUGAAUUCAUUUCCUCAUUCAAUGCGCACCGAGAACCUCAGCGACCGCCUCAAGCUCCGCCUGCACAGUCUCAGUCUACUACAAGAUCAACGGGUGCGAAGAAAGGCAAAAAGAAAGCUCCGUUGCACAGCGCCGGCCCACCACGCCGGCCCGAUAACUACGGAGAUGUUGGCGGCGGCUACAAGAAAGCUGAAGAGGAGGACUACAUGAGCUCCCGCAAACCCACAGCCUCAAAUCUUGCACCAUCCCAAAAUGCCUCCGCAUCCUCGUCCCGCGUCCCCUCGCCUUUGCCCGCAUCUGCUCCGAAACCACCACCAUCCGCCAGCGGCCCCACUAUCUCGGAUAUGCUACCAAACGUGCGAUCAAAAACAGCUAAAUCCACUCGACAAGGUGGCACAGGAUCAUCUGCUAAGACCGGAACAACCCUGACAACAAACGAUAUCUCCGACCUCACAUCGGCUAUCGCUGCGUUAGAGGUCUCGACCAACCCGAGUCUGGGCGAGAGGCGCAAAUGCACCUGCUAUGGAUCUCUUCACCCAGUUUUCGAUCCAGCCCCUAAUUGCCUUAAAUGUGGUAAGAUUAUUUGUUCUCUAGAGGGACUGCAGCCAUGCUCUUUUUGCAACACGCCUCUCCUCUCUGCCCAAGAAGUGCAGGGCAUGAUCCGGGAACUACGAGCGGAGCGUGGACAAGAGAAGAUGCGCGUUCAUAACGAGGGUGUCCAUCACGAAGGAGUACCAAAGCCUACUGGGGCCGAACCACCCAGCAAUCUGGAUGCUGCGAAAGCCCACCGUGAUAAGCUACUCCAGUUCCAGGCGCAAAAUGCCCGCCGAACCAAGGUUGUCGAUGAGACGGCUGAUUUCGAAACACCAAAUGUUGCUUCCACUCUGUGGAUGACACCCACGCAGCGAGCAUUGGCGCUCAAGAAACAGCAGCGCAUACAGCGGGAAAUGGAUGAACAGGCCCGACCAGAGUGGGAGAGGAAGAAGACUGUAAUGAGUCUGGAUAUCAAAGGCGGCAAGGUUCGCCGAGUAUACCAUUCUGCGCCCACGGUGUCGACGCCAGAUACCAGUGAGCCUGAGCCGGCCGAGGAAGAGGGGACUGCAGAGGCCCCGAGGAGGGAACCUACCUUUAGUCACAACCCAUUGCUUGCAGCUGGUGGUCUAAUGCGACCUAUCUGGCGAGCACCAGAGGGUGCAAAGACCGAAGCAUCUGGGGAAACAGAAAAGAAACAAACCUGGCGGCGUGUGCAGGAUGAUAAUGAUGACAACGAGCAGUGGAUUUUGGAUGGCGGAGCACAUGGACAUACAACGACCUAG
Penicillium salamii is the source of this 1473-nucleotide messenger RNA. NCBI's taxonomy places the organism in Eukaryota, Fungi, Ascomycota, Eurotiomycetes, Eurotiales, Aspergillaceae. The record is from the annotation of a GenBank genome assembly.